GAACCACAGCUACAGUAGAGCACGAUUUCGGGUAGCCAUAGGGCAGGUUGAUUACAGGCAGGGAAGAGCCGCCUGCCUGGAUUGGGCAAACCUUCCUCCGUACCCGCCUCGUCCCUCCCCUCACGCCAAGCGGGUGGGACUGGGCUGGCUGUCAUUACUCUCCUUCGCUGGUGGCGUCUAGGUCGCGGCUUUCCAGCAGCGCUCGCUUGCGGCGCUCUUACAGCAGCCCCUGACCGCCGCCACCAUGCAUCUCUGCCGCAUCGCGUGGCAGAACUUAUCCUCUCGCCUCACGCGGGUUACUCCCUUGCUUCGGGGACACGUACCUUUUCGCCAGAUGUCAUCUGGAAGUGUUCCUGGAUCUUCUGGGGAGAACCUGAUUUACUAUCUGUUAGUCAUUGGUGCUGCUGGUGCAGGUGGCUUUUAUGCCUACAAAACGGUUUCUUCUGAUAAAGCCAGAUACAACGAACGUAUUGAUGAUAUUAAAGAGAAAAAUACAGCGGAAUGGAAACCAAAACCCUGGCCCCCAGAGUCCUUAGAAAGUGAUGAAAUGGAAACGAAAGAAGUUACUGAAGUCAGUGAAGAGGCAAAACCUGCUACAGAAGAGUCUGAAGCCACAAUUACUGGUGAAUCUGAGGUACAGAGUGAAGGGCCCACGGAAUCUGCAGAAGCAGAGAAGAGAGAAGAAUCACCUGUUGAGGAGGCAUCCUCAGGUGUGCAAGAAGAAGAGCAGGAUGCUGCUGCCAGCUCAGAGGCAGCUCCAACUCAAGGAACUCCAGAAAAUGCCCUGGAUACCAAAGUUCUGUCUCCUGAAGAGGAAAAUCUAGAAGGAUCAGCAGUCCCAGCAGCACAGGAAAGACCAGGUACACCACCACAGGAUGAAGAAACUGAUGCAGAUCAAUGUUUCCAGGCUUCAGAAGCCUCUGAAUCAAGAGACAGUGCCUGAGAAUGUUUGGAGCACUGAAGUUCCUGACAUAUUCUAAGAAAUGUUUAAGAUGAUCAUCCCAAUGAAAACAAUGAAGUCUGUGUUUUGUUCAAGGGAAACUCAACGUAUUUUGCAGGAAACAAGCAUUAUGUCUAUGGCUCAUGAAAAGCAACAGAUUUUUAAAGGCAUGUCAGGACACUCAAACUAUAAUGUUGCAAUUCUUUCAUUAGGAAUAACUCUGAACUAUUUUAAGAUGUUAAAUCCAUGAACAGAUUAUCCAUUGUGCCAAAAUUCAAAGUAAUGUAGAGUGCAAAAGCAAUACUUCAGCCACAAUUUAGAUUGCACACCCCCUAGAAACAUUAGAAGAUCUAACAAUAAUGAGUUGUGUACUUAUUACAGAAACAUUUUGAAAUUCCACUUUUCACCCAGCGAUUUUUUUUAAGGGACAAGCAUUUUUUUUAAAUCAAGCAUUACAGCAUUUUCUGUAGAAAAACUAUUGAAUAUUCUGGACAAAAUUAUGAUUUAUGCUGCUGUAUUUUUGGAAAUAUUAAAAUUCCAUGAGACAAUA
Molecule: messenger RNA, 1490 nt
Organism: Hemicordylus capensis (graceful crag lizard)
Lineage: Eukaryota; Metazoa; Chordata; Lepidosauria; Squamata; Cordylidae
Gene: MGARP
Product: mitochondria localized glutamic acid rich protein
Exons: 7
Coding region: 245-943 (232 amino acids)
Biological process (GO): anterograde axonal transport
Cellular component (GO): mitochondrion; mitochondrial outer membrane
Source: RefSeq, a predicted model, not a curated record